Gymnodraco acuticeps is the source of this 1860-nucleotide messenger RNA. It is a transcript of the gene kyat1, whose product is annotated as kynurenine aminotransferase 1. Bases 102 to 1367 code for a protein of 421 amino acids. Gene Ontology annotation, cellular component: mitochondrion; cytoplasm. Gene Ontology annotation, biological process: biosynthetic process. NCBI's taxonomy places the organism in Eukaryota, Metazoa, Chordata, Actinopteri, Perciformes, Bathydraconidae. The transcript has 13 exons. Gene Ontology annotation, molecular function: pyridoxal phosphate binding; L-kynurenine:2-oxoglutarate transaminase activity. The record is from RefSeq and is a predicted model, not a curated record.
UGCUCGUUGACGUCUCGCCCCGCCCAUCCAGGAAGUAGAAAUGAAAACAUAAGGAGGGGAGGAGGUCAUUAUUUCACUUCUUCUCCCGCUUACUAAUCAUCAUGUCACGAAGGAUUCAUGCACGAAGAACAGAAGGCGUCGAUAAAAACGUUUGGGUUGAAUUCACUCAGCUGGCUGCAGAUUACAAAGCAGUGAACCUCGGUCAGGGCUUUCCUGACUUCUCCCCUCCCAAAUUCGUCCAGGAGGCUUUUUGUGAUGCUGUGAACGGAGGACCGCAGAUGCACCAGUACACCCGAGCGUUUGGACAUCCUCGUCUUGUGCAAAGUCUGGCUACAUUCUUCAGUAGGGUUACGGGACAUGAGAUCGAUCCUCUGGAAGACGUGCUGGUCACAGUGGGAGCUUAUCAGGCUCUCUUCUGUGCGUUCCAAGCUCUCAUCGAUGAAGGGGAUGAGGUUAUUAUUGUUGAGCCGUUCUUCGACUGCUACCAGCCGAUGGUGAAGAUGGUCGGGGGAAAGGAAGUGUAUGUUCCUCUGAGGCCGAAAGUGGAAGGAAGCCUGUCCAGUGCGGACUGGACUCUCUCUGCUGAGGAGCUGGCCAGUAAAUUCACUCCACGCACAAAAGCCAUUGUCAUCAACACUCCCAACAACCCACUGGGCAAGGUUUACAAGACUGAAGAGCUCCAAAUGAUCGCUGAUCUGUGCAUCAAACAUGACGUUCUGUGCAUCAGUGACGAGGUGUACGAGUGGCUGACUUAUGAUGGAAACAAGCACGUAAAGAUAGCCAGCCUCCCCGGCAUGUGGGAACGAACCAUCACCAUCGGCAGUGGAGGAAAAACCUUCAGUGCUACUGGCUGGAAGGUUGGCUGGGUCAUCAGCUCGGGGCAUAUCAUCAAACACAUGAAAACCAUCUUCCAGAACUGUGUGUACCACUGUCCUACAGCCGCUCAGGAGGCAGUAGCUCGUGGAUUUGAGAGGGAGUACGAGCUGUUUGGCUCUCCGGAGAGCUACUUCCAGCAGCUGCCUGCCAUGCUGCACCACCGCAGGGGGAAGCUGGCCUCCUGCCUGCAGAGCGUGGGUCUGCAGCCCAUCAUGCCGGAGGGGGGGUACUUCAUGAUCGCAGACAUCUCCUCCGUCAAGGUGGACUUUAAUGAUGACAGCACUAAGGAUGAAUCCUAUGACUACAGAUUUGUAAAGUGGCUAACUAAAGAGAAGGGUUUAGCAACAAUCCCUGUCUCCGCUUUCUACAGCCCAGAGCACGGAAAGGAGUUUGACAAAUACGUCAGAUUCUGUUUCGUCAAGGAGGAAGCCACCCUGGAUGCAGCAGAGCAAAUCUUGAGAAAGUGGAGUCAGGGAAAGUUAAAUGUCUAAAAUAAGAAGCAUUACCCGUCCAUUACAGAUUUCCCUGCUUAAAACCGGGUUGGGUUUCUUCACAACAAAAUGAGCCAUUUUCAGUGUUUGUUUGUGUUUAUGUCAACAUAUGUACUUUAAACCAUGUCCAGCUCUAUUGUGUCCUUAUACUGCAAGACACCCAGGUUUUAGAAGGGGAAACAAUUAUUCUGAAUGUUCUUGCUAGGUUAAUUUAAGCAGAAAUAAUUUUUAUUAAAUGUUGCUCAAAGUUUGACUCAAGUUUCUCAGAGUUCAUCAGAAGUCGUCCACAGAUGAUUAAAGCACAAUUGAAGAUAAUCAUGUCAUGAAGAGUGUGUGGACAAAAUGUGUGGUGAAGAUAAGUGACACAGGUGGACUUUUGACUCCUGAGCUGCAAUUUAGUUUAUAGAUAACUAUCACAUGUAAUCAGCCUGUCCGUGAACUGCUCCCUAUGGUGGCAACCUUUCUGUAUUUUAUUAAAGAUGAAAGAAAACAG